Molecule: messenger RNA, 588 nt
Organism: Caenorhabditis remanei
Lineage: Eukaryota; Metazoa; Nematoda; Chromadorea; Rhabditida; Rhabditidae
Exons: 3
Coding region: 1-588 (195 amino acids)
Source: RefSeq, a predicted model, not a curated record
AUGGUGGCAUGUGUGACGGUGAUACCACCGUAUUUGGAGAAGUUUGAUGUGCAAGCGAUGGCUAUGGAGAUUUUGAAGACCAUCCCCUGCCCUGUCCCGGAAUUCUUCGACCCCCGCCUAUUCUUUGUCACCAACAAGCCAUCUCUCGCUACAAUGCUCAUGGCGAUCCAAUCUAUCAUCCUACUGCCUCAAGGCACAUUUUACGUUCUUCACACUUGGUACCACCUUGUCUACGCUCAUAGCACUCGAGUCUCAGCGGAGACUCGAAAAAUGCAAUUCCGGUUUUUAUUGGGCUCGUUGAUGCAGAUCAUGAUUCCAUCUACAUUGUUUAUGAACCCAAUUUUAUAUAUUUGGUUUUCGGUAAAUACUGGAUAUUAUAAUCAAGAGAUCAACAAUCAUCUUAUAUUCAUUGUUUCAUUUCAUGGGCUGCUUGGAACCACCUGCAUGAUUCUGGUGCAUAAGAGUUAUAGGAAUCAUUUGGUCAAAAUGAUAACAUUGGGAAAAUUUCCACGUCAAAAUGUUAUCCGCACUAAUCCGAUAUCUGUUAUAGUUUCUUCGGCAAGGCUUGUAGGUCAAAAUGUUCAUUGA